Molecule: messenger RNA, 3384 nt
Organism: Astyanax mexicanus (Mexican tetra)
Lineage: Eukaryota; Metazoa; Chordata; Actinopteri; Characiformes; Acestrorhamphidae
Gene: olfml3b
Product: olfactomedin-like 3b
Exons: 3
Coding region: 117-1298 (393 amino acids)
Biological process (GO): signal transduction
Source: RefSeq, a predicted model, not a curated record
UCUGUUGGUAAAACAUUCCAGUGAAGACUCUGAGGGCUUUUCCUGACACAGACACACACACACACACACACACUCAGACUCAGCACAGUGGACUAGGACCGCUCCGACUCUCAGCCAUGAUCAGAACUCUCCAGUUCCUCGUUGUGGUUCUGCUCUGUGGCCUGGCCUGGGCCCAGCAGCAGGCCCUGAUGGACUACUUAGAGAGGAGGCUGCUGGCCAUUGAGGACCGAAUCUCCCUGUGGCACGAGCAAACGAGCCGCUACGCCUCGGAGCUCCGUGAGCUGAAGCAGCAGAUGGUGGCUCAGCUGGAGGGCCUGGACAAGAACAAGGAAGCGCUGCGGAGCGAGCUGGACUCGGUUGGCGCGAGAGUGGACCGGGUGGAGCGCGAGAUGGACUACCUCGAGACGCAGAACUCUGCCCAGCCCUGCGUGGAUGUGGACGAUAAGCUGGUGGAGCAGCAGGUGACUGUGGUGAAGGAAAGGAACAAGGCCAAGUACGCCAAGCUGACGGACUGCAGUGACAUGAUUGCCAGCAUCAAAGGCAUGAAGAUCCUCAAGCGGGUGGGCGGCACUAAGGGAAUGUGGACCAAAGACAUGGGCAGCUCCUCUUCAGGGAAGCUCUACAUCUUCAACAGCACCGGAGAGAACACGCUGUACGAAUUCAGCUCAGUCCGAGACUUCACCUCGUCCCAGGGCACCUCAGGGGCUACGACUGUCCAGCUGCCAUCGGCCUGGGGGGGCAUGGGCCACGCCGUGUACAACAACCACCUGUACUACAUGAAAGACGGUGAGGACAGACAGCUCAUGAAGUUCGACCUGCAGAAAAGUAUGGUGGUGGACAGCGCGGUGUUCCCGGCUAAAGACCCGCUGCCCGUCUACACCCUGAACCCGGACACGUACGUCGACCUGGCUGCAGACGAAGAAGGUCUGUGGGCGAUUUACGCAACCAAAGAAACCGAGAACCACAUCUCUCUAGCUAAGGUGGACCCCAAAACGCUGGCCAUCGAGCAGAUGUGGGACACCCCGUGCCUGAGAGAAAACGCAGAGGCGGCAUUCGUGGUCUGCGGGACCGUCUACGUGGUGUACAACUCCAAGCUCCCCAGCCGUUCUCGUAUCCAGUGUGUAUUCGAUGUGAGCGACAUGGUGACCAACGAUGAUGCUCCCGCUGUGUUUUUCCCCAAACGCUACGGAACACACUCGAGCCUGAAGUACAGUCCACUGGAGCAGCUGCUGUACGCCUGGGACGACGGAUAUCAGAUUCUUUACAAGCUGCAGAUGAAGAAGAAACUGGAGGUGUAGGAAAUAUUAAACAGAAAGUAUGGCACGCUGCCAAAUAAAGAAAAUAAAUAUAAAAAAAGAAAUUUUCCAAUACAGCCAAUACAUAUACCAUAUUUUUCGCAUUAUAAGGUAAUGGUAUACAUUUUACCAGUCAGGUUGUAAGGAACAGUGAAGCCACUCCAAUGAAGUGCAGCGUUAUAAAAGAGUUUCAGUUUAGUUCUCCAGCAGGAUUAGCAUUAGCCGCUAACCACUCAAAGCACUAGAUCUUUGGCAGCCCAGAGGUGAGUAUGUUGGAGUGUAGUUUGCUGCUAACCCCAGAUAGCACUGCUGGAGCAGCAUUAGCAUUACCCACUCUCCACACUUUUGCUGUUCAGAGGUGAGAAUAUCAGACUGUAGUCUGCGCAUUUAUCGUGAUAAAACAAGCUUUGUAGGUAACAAACCGCUAGCUAAUAUCAAACUGGCUUACCGGAGCACUCAGGGUUCCUCAGUGUUGCGCUGUCUGGUGGCAUUAGUUGCUAACCGCUAGCAGAAAUCUGUAAAGCUGUGAAGCUUACUGUAAAGAAACCAAAGUGCUUUACUCACCCAAAUAAACAGUUUUCAGGAGAGAAAUCUGUGUAGAUUAACAUCCAGCGCUCAUUUCACAUAUCUGACUCGUCUGAAAUAUAUAUUUUUAAGAAUUACAGUUUUGUUUACUUAGCUUAGCUUUACUUGCUGAAUUAAGAAGGAAAACAUGGUGACACCCCUGUUCCUACUACUAGUUAAUUACUGCUAGUGUCACAUCAAAUGCACCUUAUAGUGCGAAAAAUACGGUACACAGUACAACUGGAUCUAAUAACUGAUACUUUAACUUUGAUAUAUUUGCUGAAAUAUGUCUUUAUAAUGGGGCAAAACUUUGCUGUGUUAAGCAAACUUGAGUACAGUAUAGUAGGGUUAGGGAAUUAUUUUAAAAUGAAUAAAAAAAAAAACUAAACUGUAAUUUAGAUCCAAAUCAAACCAAGUAAUUGUGUAUUAUUAAUAACUGACAGAACCUUGUUGGUUAUUUAAUUUUUCAUGUCUGUGUUCAUGUAGUCUACAGUCCCAGCAUACUGAUGUGAGUGUAGCAGCAUGAAAGCACUCCAACUCCCAACUUUGCAACUCCAGCAGCUAAUACUAAAGAAAAUACAUAAAAAAAAGUUAUCAAGGUAAAAUUCGAUUGUGAUACUGAUCAUACAGAUUGGAGAAAAAAAAAACAAAUUUGAUGGAACCACACUGUAUCGAAAACAUUUACAAUAAUGUUUAUAUUUCAUGUAUUUUACUGUGAAUUAAUUCCGAUGCCAGUAUUUGAACUGGACCAAAAUUAAAACAGUAUACCUCCCUCAUUUCCACUCUCUAUAUCAAAAAUUGUCAUCUGAAACAGCCGCACAUUUUCCUCCAACUAUAGCUUAUAACAUGGUGUUUUGCCAAAAAUGUAUAUCGUAAAUUUUGCAAAACCCAUGUUUCUCCAACCUGGCAGCUUUAAAGAGGAUGAAUAAAUCCUUCUUAUCUUUUAUCGGAGGAAAAAAGUGUUAUUCCUAGUAAUUUUGGGCCACUCCUCAUCAAAUAGUGGUACGAUCAAUCUAAAGAGCAACCGCUAGAUUCACAUUACUGAAACCAUUAUUGAUACAAGGAUUUUGUCUGAAAGUAAUUAUAUAUAUAUUUUGCUAAAUACAGACACUGCCCAUGAACACCUGCUGUAGUAACUUGCAAGCUAAUCAAACUGUACUACUUAUGAAUCAAUCGUCACUGUCUUGCAUAAAUAUUUGUAUCUCCAAAAUGUAAACUUUACAGGAACAGAAAAGUAAAUGUAAAAAGAUCAUUUUACAUUGUUUAAUUUUGAAGCUUUUCUAUUGGUCCAUUCAUCAUGAAAUUUACUAGAUUCACAUUAUACUAAAAACAAACCAAAAAAAGAUAUGGAGAUACAAGGGUUUUGCCUGACAGUGACAAAAAAAAAACCAAACAAAUAAAAUGUACUACCUAAACAGUUAUUUGCAAAAGUUUCUUGCGUCUGUAUUUGAAAUAUCUUCAUUUAUUAUGUGUAACACUUUUUUUUCUAGCUGUUUAUUAAAGUUAUAAACCUGGGAGAAUUACA